AUGAGCACAAAGCCAUGCAAGGCUUGCGGCAUCACACUAGGCACACUUGGUCGACAGGGCAGCGCUCGUGUCCAUCGACUUCUGGAGAAGUGUCUACAUGCCAAGGGCAUUGCGACCAUCCCCAUUUUGCUGUCUGAGAUCUUUCCACAGAAGCUGGCACUGUUUGCUGAUUGCAUUGAUGCCUACGUGCAGAUUGCCCGCCUGCGCCUGUCCAUUAAUUGUGGCUCAGCCUUUGAGCAGCCACUGCUGAAUCCGUAUGAGCUAUCCGUGGUGCUGGGCGACAUUGAGUGGACGCCAGAUAAUGCUUAUCCUAUGGACUUCUAUGCCAGCGGCAGCCUGGGCCCCUGGACGCCUAACUUUAAGCCACCAGCGCUGGGAGAAUGCAAAGACAGAGAAAUCAAGCAACUGCAGGAAAAGCUGAACCAACGUAAUGAUUUGGUGAUCGAGGAACUGAGAGCUCAGAAUGAAUUCUACAAACAGAGUAUCAAAGAGCUAGCGAGCCACGUUUUGUCCAUAAACGAGCAAAUAAGUAUACCCAAUUCCAAUGCCUUGAAAACUCAGGACUAUGAAGAGCAGCUGGAGAAACAAAAGAAGUCAAUUGAUCAACAGGCCCAACAAAUACCCGAGCUCAAAAACGAAAUCAACAUUUGA
Drosophila novamexicana is the source of this 651-nucleotide messenger RNA. RefSeq names its product 2-(3-amino-3-carboxypropyl)histidine synthase subunit 1-like. Bases 1 to 651 code for a protein of 216 amino acids. Gene Ontology annotation, molecular function: 2-(3-amino-3-carboxypropyl)histidine synthase activity. Gene Ontology annotation, biological process: protein histidyl modification to diphthamide. Lineage: Eukaryota; Metazoa; Arthropoda; Insecta; Diptera; Drosophilidae. The record is from RefSeq and is a predicted model, not a curated record. The transcript is spliced from 2 exons.